Amoebophrya sp. A120 is the source of this 3739-nucleotide messenger RNA. Lineage: Eukaryota; Dinophyceae; Syndiniales; Amoebophryaceae. The record is from the annotation of a GenBank genome assembly.
AGGCCUCUUGAUCUCUGUCACACUACCCCCGAAACCCGUCCAAGUGAGUAUAUCCUUGACCACGGUAUUUAUUCCUACUGAGGUUCAUCUCUACACGCACCUUCCCCUUGUGCAGGCUGGUCGUAGAUUCUUUCGUGUUUGGUUUUUGUCAACUUCUACCACCCAGGUAUACUGUUACGUAGAAAUGUGAAAGCGGCCUUAUAUAUCAUUUACGAUUUGCAUUUGGCUCUGCGGAACUUGUGUUUGAUCGUUGAGCAGUCGCAGAAGUCGCCGUCGUGUCACUAUCAGUCUGAAGCUGAACGCCACAUUUUUAAUCGUCUAGCUACAUCUGUAAUUUAACACACCACCUGUAGCUGCUCUCUGUGGAGACAGAUAGCAGGUGUACGUCAUAUUCUGCUUUAAUCGCAUUUCCGAUUCAGUAUAUGCAAUCAAUAUUCACAACAUUGAUGCUGACGCAUCGUGUGGUUUUUAAUCUUUACGAGUUCACGAACUGAAAGUCGGGGAAAAGGAAAGAUGGCUUCUGUAGCUGUCCAGCUGCACUUUCUGCUUGCGCUACUGGCUCUCUAUCGCCUUGGUGCAGCAGCCACUACUAGUACCGCCACUCCCUGUACUCGACCUCUUGCCAAUUCCGCAACCAUUCCCGGGUUCUGCGCCCAGGUUUUCGCGGAUAAUCUGGACAAAGCCCGAGGUUUGUUCAUCACGGAGAACAACCACAUUCUACUGAUCGAACGCGGUAUAUGGGAGUGUCUGGAUUGAAGUCGUCAAAGUUGAAAUGAUUUCUCAUACAUAAAAUGCGACGCAGAAAGUGACUCCAUUGCAGAGGCCGCACGGGAGACAGAUUAUAGCCCUGCUAAGGGUCAAAAGUUGGACUGCUGACUAGCAUGACAGAAGGUAGCUCUUUUGCCCUAAACCGCAAGACAGACUCGCUUCCAGGACGGGGGAAAUUUGUCAUGCGCCGACUACAAACUGUAGGUCUAACACUAACUGGCAUCGAUUUUAUGCAUCGCAAAUUAUUUCAACUACUCUGGCGGUUUCGAUCCUGACACUUCCAUACGGCAACGGGAAGUCGCAGGUGACAGCCCUCUUCGACGACGACAACGAUUUCAUUGCGGAAACCAGAGUCACCCUCGCGUCCACGACAGAUCUCGGCGGCGCGACGGACCGAAACUACAUGCUCCACCACGGGCUCGCCGUGAAAGACAAUUACCUGUACGCCUCUAGCUCCGCCUUCGUGUACCGGUGGCCCUAUACCGACGGACAGCGGACGGAAAUUCCGCCCUCCAGUCGGGAAAUCGUCGUGAAAAACAUCAACGCGGACGGGCAGGGCGGCGCGCCGUUGGGGCACUGGACCCGGACCCUGGUGUUUUCCGAGGAUGGGUACUUGUACGUGUCCGUGGGGUCCAACGGGAACGUCGACGCCGAUUCGUAUCGCAGCAGAAUCCGGAGGUUCCCCUCGAAGUUUGACGCGAAUGGAAACGCAGUACCUCUUGUCCCUGGAACAUCGAAGCCGAUGGACGCACUCCCCGCUGGCUAUGAAAGCCACAGAAAAAUGGAAAUUCUUAAAGUGGAAAUAAUUUGUGAUGCAUGAAAUGCGACACCAAGAAGACUGUGCUGCAGAGAACGCAAUGGAGGCCGACAAUUGAUGUGCUACGGGUUCACAAUUGGACUGCUCAUUAGCACGAGAGAAGGGCACCCCUUUGCCCUAACUAGCAUGACAGACACGCUUUGAGUGCCCGGUAAAUUUGUCAUGCGCCGACUAGAAACGGCGCUUCGACUGGAGUCGUUUUUUUGCAUCGCAAAUUAUUUCCACUUGUUUGAGGAUCUCCAUUCUGAGGCUUUCAUACUGGCGGGUGGGAUUUCACCUCAGCGGAGGUUUUCGCAGACGGCCUGCGGAACGAGGUUGGGUUAACAGAAUGAAAAAUGCCCCCUCCCCAUAUCGAAAAGAUAAGUUGUGAUGCUGUUUUUUGACCACAAAUCGACCUGCAUUGCUAGAAGGCCAAGAGACGCAGCUGUUCCCUCGUUUGCAGGCAAUUUGUCACGCUGUUUCCCGUGUCCAGUACCAGUUGGGUUGCUUCCUGUCAUGCUGAAGACGCAAGGCUUUCCCGCGCCAGCUAGCACUACAAUCCGCAUCUCUUCCCUCUUAGCAUGACAAAGCUGAUCUGUGGCCACAAAUCUGCAUCACAGAUUUCCGCUUUGAUAUGGGGAGGGGGGGCUUUUCUUCUUGAUGCGGGUUGGCGUUCGACCAAGACGAAGUGCUGUAUGGGGUGGAGAAUAUGCAUUGCAAAAGUAUCGUACUAGUAGUAAUUCAUUGCAUUACAAAUUUGCUUAGAGCAUUACAAAUGAAAUUCGUAAUGCUGUUUUAUCUUAGACAGGAGAUUUGUCAUGCAUAAAGAGCAAUUACUAGGAGUACGAUACUUUUGCAGAGCAUAGAGAACUCCGCCGACCAAUUGGUCCGGGCGGACCUCGGUGGGGACAUCCACAAUGAGAAUCCUUACGCAUUGCAAAAAAAUCGUACUAGUAGAAAUCGCAUGACAAAUUCCCUCAGCUUGAAAAAUGGAAUCUGUAAUGCUGUUAUAGCUUACGAAGUCGAUUUGUCAUGCAUAAAACCGGAAUUAGUACGCGUGCGAUUAUACUUUUGCAAUGCAUAAUCCGGGGGAGGAGUUGAACCGGUUCCCGGAAAAGGGCUCCGACCCGUCCGUCGACGGGAAAAAUCGCCACUACGGCUAUCCGUACUGCUUUACGGAGUACAAAAUCCCCGCGGUCAUGUCCCAGCCGGCCGGGACAACCAGAGGAAGGGUUUUCGCCUGGCCGUCGUUCAUGCCGACUUAUACGGAUUCUUGGUGCAGGCAAAACACCGUGCCACCACACGUGGCGUUGCAAGCACACUCCGCGCCUCUGGGAGUGACGUUUUUACGGAGGAAAGAUCUGGAUGCGAACAUUGACAGCGUGCAGCAGCAGCAAGUGAAUCCUCAAAAUCCUCUUCCACCUCAGCAGAAUUACGGCUUGCCGCUAUCUGUUUUCGAGCACGACGCCUUUAUCGCGUACCACGGGUCCUGGAACCGAGAUGCGCCCACGGGGUACAAAGUGGUGUGGCAGAAAUUCGACAAGACGACGAAGUUGCCGAAGAAGACCCACACGCUUUCCGUGAAUUCGGCCGACGAGCCUGUGGAUUUGCUGUGGCGCGACAAUCCGGUUAGCAACGGCUGGAAGUGGCCGAACGGGUACCGACCUGUGGAUGUGAAGUUUGACCGAUUUGCGCGGCUCUUCGUGACUAGUGACGGGACGACGAAUGUGAAUGGGGGGAGCAAUCUGGUCGUGUUACUGUAUUAUGGAAAUGAUACCACUACAAUUGGAGCUACAAUUUCUUCGAGUUCGGGUGUUGAUGUUGCAGCUAGUAGUGUACAGAAUGAUCCUGGCUCGUCGUCGUCGCCGCAGAUAAGUAGUGCGCGGGGUGGUCUUCGUUCAUCUCGUGCAGGGGAUGGCUGGACCGUGGCCUGGUCUUCACAUCUGUUGGUCCUCAUGUUGAUGACGACCAACUACAUGGCCUGUACCCUCCUUUUUCCAACUUCAUUGAGUGGAAAUGCUUGGGGCGAUAGGGAUAGAAGUCUCUGAAUGAUCGACGCUGGUGCAAAACGCGCAUACACUUUGACUUUUCGAUGGAAGAUGCAACGAAUUCCAAAUUAUAAAUCCUCGAGAGAUCCGAAAAUCAAAAUCUGCAAAUGGCAGAGUGGGAAUGCAC